GGCCAGGCCAGCUUCCCAGAGCGAGCCUCUGGCCACGCUGUCUCGGCCUCUUCCACCAUCAGCUCCUCUGGCUUCCUCUCGUGGAACCAGCCUCGCGACGGCUCGGCCCCUGUUAGCAACCGAGUUCCAGGACCCAAACAUGAAAGUGUAAACAUCUGAUGACCGGAAACAUAUUGCAAGACAAAGGAACAAAUUGAAACCAGUGAGUUGAACUUGACUCACUGUACACUCUUGCUUCUUAGAGGUCAGAGAUAGAAACAUAACCAAUGGCUUUCUUCCUGACUCUUCAGACAUUAUUUCUAUUGGUGCUUAUACAUCUUAGCACAUGCAGAAGUGAAGGAUUAUCUGAGUAUUUACAAUAUCCUCCUGAAUCUGUUAAUGUUUCAAUACACUCUAAUGAACAGUGCUUGCAUAUAGAAUGGGCUGUUCCCCUACCUGCGUAUAUGUUGAAUUUAAAAAUGACUUUCCAAAUAGACAUCAGACGAUCUGCAAACUCCGACCCUGUUGAGGAUAAAAAUUAUACCACAACUUUGAAGCCUAAUGAAACUCUGCAGUGGUGUUGGCAUUCAAUGCUCCCUUUACAAUGUAUCUCUCAUUCUGUAAGAAUCAGAAGUAUGAUAGAUGAUGAAAGAUUCCCAGAAUCUAGGAAUUGGAGCUCCUGGAGCAAAUGGGAAGAAUCACAGGGACAGGACUCUUCGGGCCAACUUCUCAUUUUCCCUUCUUCUAUUAUAUAUGCUGAAGAAGAUUCCAAUGUCACCUUUUGCUGCAUUUCCAGGACAGAUAAUGACAAUAUGACAAUUUAUUUUGAAGGCAAAAUUAUGCAAGGAAUAAAAUUAAGCCCCCGUGUGACAAUGUUUGAAGUAAAUAAUAUUCCUUUUAUUAGGACAACAGGAUCAAAUGCUGUUUGUGAGCUGAACCCUUCCGGUGAUUUUGUGGGUACUGUCCUAUAUAUAGGAGGAGUCCUUGAGGAGCCCAAGAAUUUUUCUUGUGAAACUCGGGAUUUACAGACUUUGAACUGUACUUGGGAUCCAGGAAGAGACACAUUAUUGCCGGAACGUCUUCCAAACAAUUACACUUUAUUUGAAUGGUAUUCCAAGAAAAAGAUUGUCUGCAAUCACAGAAACUGGUGUAUUUGGCAACUAGCUCCAGAAGUGCAAGAAAAGUAUAACUUCACACUGAUGGCUGAAAAUAAACUAAGAAAGAGAAGAACGAGCAUUUCUUUUAAUGUGACCCAGCAAGUUCAACCAAAGCAUGCACGCAAAAUAUCUGUUGAAAAUAUAAGUGCCACAGAGGCAACAUUGACAUGGCAAAUGAUUCCUGUUCAAAAAAAGAUUAGCUUUUUGUGUCAGAUUGAAGUCUAUCAUGAUGGAAAAGUAAUACAGUACAAUACUUCCAACUCUGAAUUCACUUUGAGAGAAUUACAGCCUUAUAUGGGAUAUUCAACUCAAGUACGCUGCUGCACAGCCAACCACUUUUGGAAAUGGAGUGAAUGGAGCAGCAAAAACUUCACCACCAAGGAAGCUGCCCCCUCAGGGUCUCUCGACAUCUGGAGAAAUGUACAACCAGUUUUAGAAGGAUAUAAUGUGAAACUAUUCUGGAGGCCGCUACCAACAUUUCAAGCUAAUGGAAAAAUCUUAAAUUAUAGCAUAGUUAUGGAAGCAUUGGGGAAAGUGCCUAAGGUGGAUAUCUCCUUUUCUGAGUCACCCAGCACAGAAAAAAUAAUUGACCAACAACCCUAUAAGAUCAGCAUUAAAGCCAUCAAUAGUGCUGGGUCUUCUACCCCUUCAGUCAUUGUGGUGUCUGGAGAUACUGAAAACAGAAGCAUAAAAGAAGAUAGAGUUAAUGGCACAGUGGAUGGAAUAGAUCUAUCCUGGAAACCUGACCCAAGAGGAGUUGAAGGCUAUGUUGUGGAUUGGCGUAACCCUCCCCAUGAUUCAAUCGGUGGCUUCCAGUGGAAGAAAUUCAGUCCCAAUACCACCAAUGCAGUCAUCAAAUCUGCUGCUUUUCAGCCUGGAGUGAGAUAUAACUUCAGAAUUUAUGGAUUGUCUGCAAAUCAUGAAGCUUAUUUACUAGAGAAAAAAACAGGAUAUACUCGGGAGUUGGCACUUGAUUGCAAACCAGUGGUGGCUGUGAACAACUUGGCUUCUACUUCAUUGACCUUGAUGUGGACGGAUAAUUGCGCUAAUGAGCCCCAGUAUGGCUUCUUUAAAGGGUACCACAUUUAUAUGAAACCUGAAGCAGGGUCCUGUGACCUAGAUGCAGAAAAAGAAGUUUUUUCAGAUAAUUUAGAGGUCUGUAAAUACACAGUAACAAAUACAGAACAGAAGACUUUCAAUGUGAUGAAACUGCAGCCAAAUUCAACAUAUACCUUUGAAGUCAAAGCAUUCACGGGUGGUGGAGACAGCCUUGGCCACAUUUUAAGGGUCUCAACAGUAGCCGUUGAAAACACCAAUUUACUGAUGACUAUACUGUUUCCAUUGGCCUUCAUUUCUCUGCUGCUCAUCAUUGGGUUAAACAUGAAAAUCCAUUGGGUGAAGGAAAAGUGCUUCCCUGAUAUUCCAGACCCUUAUAAGAGUAGUGUCCUCUCACUGUUGAAAUUCAAGGGCAGUAUUCAUCAGGCCAUACUGAAUACCAAUGACUGUAUUCCGGAUGCCAUCGAGGUCAUAAACAGACCAGAAAUAAGUAAAACACAGGGAUCGAGUACUCUUGUAGGGAAUGAGAUCAGCAAGCCUGCCUAUCUUUACCUCCUUCCAACAGGAAAAGAUGCUUUGGACCCUCAAUCCUGCAUCUGUUUUGAGAACUUCACAUACUGUCAGGCAGCAUCUGACAUAGGUAGUCACAUUCAGAUGAUACCCACAGACCCAAUAAGGUCUGUGGAGCCCCCUGAGCAUUUGCUAAAAGUAGAAAAGGACUACAUGGGAUCACUGGGCAACAUCCCUGCUGAAGAAGAUGCCAGUUUGAAUUAUGUAGCCCAGCUGGCCCCAACCAUGUCUGGAGACAAAGGCUAUUCUUCACCUAAUCUUCCUGAGGCAACACACUGCUCAGAGUAUAAAAUGCAAAUGGUGAUCUCUACAGACUUGACUCUAUCCCUUCCCCUAGAAGGUGAAAGACCCAUCUCAGAUGCUUCUUUAGAUUGACUUGAAAGCAUGUACUAAUCAGUACACAAGUCUCAUACCUUCAUGCUCCAUGACACUUAGGGUUCCAUAUCCUUAGUGCUUCUGGUCUGAAGGUGCGUUGUUUGUAACACAUCUGGUAUCAUCCCUCAGUCAGGCACAAGAGACUUGGGACUUCAUGUCUAAGGAAUCCCACAAGACCUUGGAAGUCCUUUGGAGUUUCGUGGCCAGAGGACAUUUUGCCCAUUCUGCUGUCAACAUUGGGGAGAAAAAAACCUGGCCUUAGAAACACUGGCCAAGGGAACUCAUUUACUAUGCUGCCCCUUCAUGAUGAAACUCGUUUUCUGAUAGGCACUUUAUAUUUCUCUCAAUUUUUUUUUAGAUAGCUUGGGACCUUCCAAUUCUGUGUCUGAGAGAAAUUGUUUCCACUGAGUCCUGCUUCUACACUUCAUUUUGUUGUUGUUUGUCCUUCAUAUUCCAAGAAGACAAUGUAGGGAUCAGAGUGUGGUAUUUGGCUGUGGCUGAUCGGUUUCAAUAUGAGUUCAGAAGGCACUUCCACAGAUUGGGCACAAGCGGUCAUUAGAAACUUAAGGCGGAGGUGGUUCUGGAUUUAACAGUUCAUUUAGUACUUUAGAGAGAAAAGAAUUAUACUUGGAUGCUCAUUUUAGCAGUUGAAUCCCAAGGUAGUACUUUUCAGCAAAUAUAGCUUGUUCUUGAGCAUUUAUUCUAUCGAGGUACUAUGGGAACAGGUCCUGAGGGGGACUGACAUGUUGGAACAUGUAUUGGAGAUCUGAAGAUGGUGAAGUGACUUCGUGUGCACCUAAACCUCAGAGUGAAAACUAAAGUGACUGUAACAAGCAGCAAAACCAUGAACGAACACUUUUUAUGACUAAAAGCCCUUGCACUUUCUUUCAGUGACUUGGUUUUAAUUUUUUUCUACUCUGAGGUUUUUUCUCCUUUCUUUAAAAAUCCCAUUCACCAGCAAUAGCUAUUCUUUUUCCAUCAAGAAUAUCACCUCUGAGGGACUUAUGAGAAAGAACGCUCUCCACAUCCAGAGAAAGAACUGUGGGAGCAGAAACCCAGAAGAAAAACAUGAUCAAUCACAUGGUUUGUUGGGGAUAUGACUGGGGUUUUGAUGUUGAAAGAUUGCUCUAUUGCAAAUAUCAAUAGCAUGGAAAUAGGCUUUGGACAAUGAUACAUGUAUAACCCAGGGAAUUGCUUGUCAGCUCUUGGAGGCAGGAGGGAAGAGGAAGGGAUGGGAAAAUCAUGAAUCAUGGAACCAUGGAAAAAUAUUCUAAAUUUUUUCAAAAAAAAUUAUCAUCUCUGAUAAUCUCUCUUAUUUUAUUUAUGGUGGAGAACAUUUUGCAAAUUCCUCUGUUUAGCCUGAACAAAAGCUGUCCUUAAAAAGAAUGCCAAAGGCAAAAAAACAACACUGAUUGAUUUUAGUACCCUAAGAAAGGAACCUAAAAUACCAGGUUUAAUGAAACAAAUUUUAAGUAUUAAGUUUAAGAAUAUUAAAAACAUGCACUGUAAAAAUGAUAUAUAACAGUAGAGGUAUUUUUAAUGGGCUGAGUUAGUGCUCAGCCCAUUAUAUUCUAUUUCCACAUCAUCUCUCCUAUUCAUCCCCUUUACUUCUAUCUAUGAGGCCAUUAACUGGUUCCUGUUUCAGGCCCUCCUAUCUUAUCUAGACAAUUGGUAUAAUCUGCUAAUUGGUUUAUUUGCUUCUAAUCUUUCUUCUCCUAAAUCCCUCCUUUUUGUCACCAAAAUAAUAUUUGCAUGGUCAAGGUCUGAACAUGUCAUUCUCUUCCUCAAAAAAUCUUCAGUGGCUCCCUAAUUGUCUCUAGGAGAAACUAUAAACUCGGGUUUACUACUUAAAGCACUUUCCAAGUGGAUUCCAGUUUAUGUUGUCAGAUAUUUCACAUCGAUCACCUUCCCAGUCUCUGUUCCAAGCUAAAAUCCACUUGCCUCCAUAUAUUUGUAAAGGCUGCUUCCCACUUCGAGGAAUGUAUACCCUCCUCACUUCUACUUUAGUUUAUUUUUAAAUUAAAUUAAAAUUUUAUUUUCAAAGAUCAGCUUUCUCUGCCUCCCACUCCCCUCACCUCUUCUCCACUCUGAAAAAACAAGAAAAACAAAACUUCUAUAACAAAAAUGGGUUGUCAAGCAAAACAAAAUUUCUCUCUGUCCAUGUCUAAAAAAGAAUGGCUGCACCCUGAGUCCAUCAGCUUUCUAUCUGGAGGUGGGCAACAUGUUUCAUCAUGGAUCCUCAGGAAUUGUGGUUGGCCAUUGUGAUCAGAGGUCACAAGAUUUCUCCAUACACACACAUAUAUAUACAUACAUGCAUACAUACACAUGUAGGUAUAUUUAUAUAAUCAGCCAAGAUCUGUGCAAUUCCUGUCCCCACAUUAAGAAUACAAUAAACCCACAAAAAUCCAAUACAGACAUAUAUAGUCAAUCAUAAAUUUCUACAUUGGCCAUGUCAAAAAAUAUUUCUUAUUCUUCAUUCUGAAUCGUAUGCCUUUGUAUCAGGAGGUACAUAGUAUGUUCCAUCAUUAAUUGAAUGAAAUACUGGUUGGUCAUUUUGUUGAUAAAAAUUCAGCACGAUAGAACUGUCUCUUUUAAGAUCAUAACUUGUUUCAUCCAUUCCCCCAGAUUAUGGACUGCUCAGAUUCCUAUUCUUUGCCACCUUAUAAAGGGCUAUAAUGAUUUCUAUAUAUCCUUAGAAUUUGUUUUGCUUAGGACUAAUCACUCAGUCUGUUCUCCCUCAAAUUCUCACACUCUGCUUUUCUUUCCCUUCGAUUGCCUCAUUGAGUGAAAUGAAAUGCAUGUGUCAAAAUAUCUGUAUAUUCUUCCUUCUUUUGGCUAGUUCAGAGUAUUCAAGUGACAGCUGCUUCCCACAUCCUUCCACACCUCUCCUUUCUUGGUAUGUGAGAUAAUUUGCUCUUUCCUUCCUUCCCUCUCUCCCCGAGUUUAUUCCUCUCCUUUUCUCUUUUUAUUCAUAAGAUCAAGACUUAACAGAACCAUUCCCAGACCUUGUCUAAUUGGAUUUUCUUUAGAGUUCACAGAGGAUCAUCAUGGAUGAUUCCUCAUAUCCAAAUGUAUGUAGUUUAUCCUUACUAGUCUUUUAUCAUUGUACAUUCAUGUUUACAUUUUUAUGUUUCUCAUCAGGAAUGCUUGGAAGUCCUUUAUUUCAUUGAAAAUAUAUUUUCUGGUUUCUUGCAUUAUUUUUUUCCUUUAACCUAGAAGUUCUGAAUAUUGGCUAUGAUGGUCCUGGGUGUUUUAAUUUUGAGGUUUCCUUCAGGAGAAGACAGGUGGAUUCUUCCUACUUCUACUUUGCCUUCGGGUUCUACGAGAUGUAGGCAGUUUUCUGUUAAGAUUUCUUGAAGUAGGACAUCUAAGCUCUUUGGUCAGGACAUUCAUAUUCCAGUGAUUCUUAAUUUUUUUUCCCAUUGAUGUUUUCCAGGACAUUUUUUUUAAUGACUUAAAUUUUCUUCUAUUUUGGGGAACUUUUGGCUUUGUUUUACUAUUUCUUGUUUCCUCAUUAAGUCAUUGGCUUCUGUUUGUUCCAUUUGAAUUUUUAUGGAGUUUGUUGUUUGGGAAAGGUUCUGUAACUCCUGCUGAACUGUCAAUUCUCUUUCUGAUUUUUACUUCCAUAGUUCUCAUUUUUUCCUAAUUUUUUUUCUUUAAGCAUACUCAUUGCAUCUAUAAAAGGAUUGUUUUUCAUAAUCCUUUCUUUCCCAUUAAUUCUAGUUGAAUCUGUGUCCAAGGUGUAUUUUUCUGUGAAGCAUUGAUUGCUUAAGAGUGUUUGGGAGUCAUUCUUUUCUUUAUGUCUUUAAUGUCCCUGUUACCAAAACAUCUCAUAUAGGUAGGGUUCUUUUUUUUUUUUUAUUCCUUUAGCCUACUUUCUGAUUUCAGACGAUGUUAGAGUUGGACUUGGCCACACUUCUAAAGGGAGGCUGGUUCUGUUGCUUUCUUGGGAAUACUGACUGAUGUGUUAUUCCAAGAUUUUAGAAACAGGUUAGUGAUCUGCAAAGUUUCAGUGCUCCUCAAGUGGUCUGAUUUCAGGCAAAGUUUGAUCACCAACAUAUUAGAUCUGAGUUCUGCAAGUUUUAACCUGGGUUGGGGUCCUUAUAAAAACCAAGGGGUUGUCCAUCAAUAGAGGAAUGGAUAAACAAGUUGUGGCAUAUGUUUGUAAUAGAUUAUGCCAUAAGAAAUGAACAGGAUUUCAGAAAAAUCUGGAAAUAAUUAUGCGGUAAAAUGGGUAAAAUCAAAACAGCAAUGUAUACAGUAGCAGAAAUACUGUAUGAUGAUCAACUAUGAAGAACUUAAACUGUCAGCAACUCCAAGGGACACAUGAUGAAAAAUGCUAUUCACAGUAUAGAAGAAACUGGAGUCUAAAUGCAGAUCGAAGCAGUUUUUCCUUAUUUCCUUCAUGAUUUUUUCCCCUUGUUAUAUGUGGCAUAUCUUCUUUCAUGACAUAGGAAAUAUAGAAAUAUGUAUUGCAUGAUAGCACUGUCAUAACGAAUAUUUACCAUCUUGGGGAGGGGAGAAGGGAAAGAGGUAGGGAAUUUGGAUCACAAAAUGUCAGAAAACAAAUAUUGAAAAGUGUUUCUACGUGUAAUUAAAAAAACAAACAAAAAAGAAUAGACCUGUUGUUUUUUUAAAAAGUAAAUUGAUAUAUUCUGCUCAUUAGACAGCUGGAAAGCUUUGUUGGCUCGAUGCAGCAGAAUUGUACGCUUCCCUUGGCCUGGGAUUUCUGCCCUUGUUAUUCACUGCAGCCUGGGCUAGACACUACAGGUGAGAUCUGGCUUUGUGCUUUUUGUCUGAGCCACAUGACUGGUACUGUUGCCUUUUUAGAUAUCUUUCUUUAGGUUCCUCCUUUCUUUAGACUAGCUUGUAUUUUCUUACAUGUAGGUAUUGAAAUCACUCCUUGCGAGCAAAUUUAUUUUUAAAUCUCUGUAGAACCUUGCACACAUUAUUUUAAUAAAUGUUUGAAUGUUUGA
Monodelphis domestica (gray short-tailed opossum) is the source of this 8113-nucleotide messenger RNA. It is a transcript of the gene OSMR, whose product is annotated as oncostatin M receptor. The record is from RefSeq and is a predicted model, not a curated record. Gene Ontology annotation, biological process: cytokine-mediated signaling pathway; positive regulation of cell population proliferation. Gene Ontology annotation, molecular function: oncostatin-M receptor activity; ciliary neurotrophic factor receptor binding; cytokine binding. Gene Ontology annotation, cellular component: external side of plasma membrane; signaling receptor complex; membrane. Lineage: Eukaryota; Metazoa; Chordata; Mammalia; Didelphimorphia; Didelphidae.